CAUCGCGAUAAGAAAAUGCCACACAUGGGAAAACGCGGCGUUUUGAGAGAAAAUCGGAUAGGUGAAAGGUGAUUGGUCCACGUCAUUAAAUGAGGGUGACGUGGUCAAGCGGAAGGUUAGGGGGCCAUGACUUGCUCGACACGGAACCUCAAACCGUAACCGUCGAAAAAUCAUCCACGACUCCGAGUGCUCAACUCAACCGCCAAUAUAGGGCAGUAGCGUCAGAGGGUCCUAGAGUUUUCAAGGUUGGAGACGAGUUCGAGUGGAGAGUUCCACUUCAGAAUGAUACAUCGGUUUACAGCCGCUGGGCGAGCACCAACCGCUUCCACAUCGGCGAUUCUCUCUCGUUUGUGUACGACAAGGACUCGGUGAUGGAAGUAGACAAAUGGGGUUUCUACCACUGCAACGCCAGCGAUCCCAUCACAGCGUUUGACAAUGGAAACAGCACGUUUUACCUUGAUCGUCCUGGUCUCUUCUACUUCAUCAGCGGCUCCAACGCCCACUGCACCAGUGGACAGCGUCUCAUCGUCGAAGUGAUGCAUAUCCACCACCACAACCACCACGACGCUUCCUUGCCUCCAUCCAUGUCGCCUCUCUCUGCCAGCUCUCCCUCUGAAUCUGCAUUUGACUCUCAUGAUCCUGCUUCUUCUGCGGUCUCCUCCUCCCUGCUCGCCUCCUUCUUCCCUCCCUUUGCUGCACUUCUUGUUGUUGCUCUUCUCUGCUGCCAACCAUAGCGCAUUUGUUUCAUCUUCUUAGUCUUCUUUGGUUGCUAUUAAUUUUUCCGUUUUUUUUGUCAUUCAACUUUUAAGAUAUUAUUAACCUCAUGUUUUCUUCAACAACUUCUAA
Messenger RNA from Brassica oleracea var. oleracea, 846 nucleotides. Its product is annotated as early nodulin-like protein 3. The coding region runs from base 90 to 734 and encodes 214 amino acids. Lineage: Eukaryota; Viridiplantae; Streptophyta; Magnoliopsida; Brassicales; Brassicaceae. The transcript is spliced from 3 exons. Gene Ontology annotation, molecular function: electron transfer activity. The record is from RefSeq and is a predicted model, not a curated record. Gene Ontology annotation, cellular component: plasma membrane.